Molecule: messenger RNA, 2601 nt
Organism: Paramacrobiotus metropolitanus
Lineage: Eukaryota; Metazoa; Tardigrada; Eutardigrada; Parachela; Macrobiotidae
Exons: 4
Coding region: 433-2298 (621 amino acids)
Source: RefSeq, a predicted model, not a curated record
UGUGAAAGACUCUUCCCUGAAUGGAAGAGAUACAUAACUGAUAAUGGUAUACUGCAACGGAGCCAGCAUUCUCCAACAUCGGUAGUUCACAGUCACUGAUUAAUUUUGUCAACCUGGUACAAUACCGUACGUACAACGCUGUCACUAAACCCUGACAUUCUUGCCUUUCAUUCUUUUAUUAUAAUGAAAAUAAUAUUCAUAAUGUAGACUUUGGCGAUAGAUCUCGGUCUCGGACGAUAGAUCUCGGAUGCUAAAGAAUUAUACGAAACGUUGCUCAUAGCGCUAUCUGCCUAACCUCAGACGUCGCUACUACGGGAUGAGAAGGUUGACAAACAGCCCAACAACGUUGGCUGAAAUCGGAGAACUAAAGGAUUGUACAAAUCGUUCACGAAAACUUCGUUCCAUCCGGAAGGAUCAUCAUCCGGAGGCAUCAUGGAAAAUUUUUUAUCGGCGCGCAUUGGCAGAGAUCCUCUCAUCACUGGCGUUUACGAACGUUUUGCUGUCGAUAUACUGGAUGAGAAUGUCACUUAUCGUGGGUACGUUUGUGCAGUCGAUGAUGACCACUGUAUGGUGCGAAUUGGCUCGAUGCAGGAACUGCGACGUGUCGCUAUGGAUAAACUGCAUCUAAUGGAUUAUCGCGAAUGCAAACGUAUACAUCCUCACACUGUACCGGAGGAAAUUGACGUACUGGUCAGUGUUGAUGACAAUCAGCCAGAAUCGUGGCAGCCAGCUAGUAUUAUAGGCGGCAAAUUAAUACAGACGUUCUCGUUGGUACAUGCAGAAGUGAGCCUGCCGGGUAAUGCGCCCAGACAAUUCUGUGUCCUUGAUUCUUCCGGUGCCGCUUUUAAACGGAUUCGCCGCCGCGGUUAUCUUGGAAAUCGCGUUACUCCGCAGUCGUUUGUUAAUCAGCAGAUCCCGGUUUCAAAGUUUACUUCGUAUUGUACACACUUCGCUGAUACUCUGCAAAAAGUUCGAGAAAUGCCACGAUUUCACAGCCGCUUCAUGCAAGAGACUUAUGGCAUUAUGUUCCUGGGUGCGACGGAUGAUCACAUUGAUCUGUUGGUCGAGGAGAAAUACAAUCAGAAUGAUGGCGUUAUUCUUUUGGUGGAAGGAAAACCCAGUUACAAGCUACCGGACCACAUAAUGUAUGAGCGCAUAGCGAAUGCUGUGGAUCGGUUUAUGAUAGACUUCAUGCGGGCAACAGACAAAAUUGCCAACACCGUUCUGAAAGAGCUUGUCGCUCUAAUCGAUACGGAUCAAGACUUGAACAAAUCUCACGAAUUCCAUUUUGAUGAUGUACUUAUGGAGCUGAGCACGGAAGUAUUUUCUUUUAUGGACGUGUAUGACCAGCAUCAACUCCGCAGAACGUCCAAAUUUUUCCAUCAACGGUUAUUCUGUAAAGCACUUCGGCGGUGCGUGAUGUUGCCAAACCAACAUAAACAUUCCAUUGAAAGUUUGAGGGUCGGCCCAUCCGGCUCUGGUUACCGGGACUUGGCAUAUGUCAUCGGGAGCACAAUUAGCCAAGAUGCCAGGAUUUUGUAUUUCAUCGAUGACUGGGAAGAAUGCUUGUUCACCCUUGUGAAAGUCCUAAAGGUCAUGGACGUGCAACUCGACUGGCUGGUUAUCGCCAACAACUCCAGACUUUUGCUCAACGAAUUUUUGCGAUUUCCCAAACCCUUUCCCAUGGUGUAUACAUAUGAUUUCGUUACUAUGUACGGAAAUUAUCUCCAUGCAAAUCAGACAGAUAUUUAUAAGGAUUACGCUUGCAUUUGCCAACAUCUAGCCUUGAAGAACUGCUGUUUCAGUAGCAAGUUAUCGAUAUGCUUCAGAGAAGUGUUGUGGCUAGACGAUGAGCUACUGCAUCGGGUUAGGGGCCCUGGACGAUGGAAUUUAAGAUGUUGCCGUGAUCCGUUUUUUAUUGCGAUCCCACGAUGGUUACACAGUUUUUCGGAAUCUGCGGCACAAAUAUACGAGGCUUCCUUCCGGUCUGCACUAGAAGACCAUUGUCCAAUGCUAACAGAACGCGCAAUGGAUAACCUUUUCCACUGGCUGAAUUCUUUGACAAGCGAGGCUUGUGAACCAAAAGGUUGCAUUUGGCCGUUUAUUACGCUCUCCUACGAACUGUGGAACGAAAAGCCACCCAAGCAUUUGGACGACAUUGUAGCCGAUAUAUCUCGUAAGUAUUCGCCAAAGAGCUGCAUUUUGCAGACAAUGGCCUUGCUACUGCCGUGUAUUAGCGGCAGUUUUUGCUGUUUUGCUUAUGUAGUCGAUGGAGAAGCAUUACAAGGUCCAAGGUAAAAUGGCUUGAAAUGCCUGAAUGCAGACUAAUUUUACCGACCUUUUUAACUACCGCGCUUGGUUGUUUGUGCGAUGCUUUUUACAUUUGUAUGAUAUUCUUAAACAGCCAAUUCGGAACUCAAAUACACAUGCAAAACCAGUCAAGACUAUAAGGAACAGUAACCUCCAAAUAGUCAAGAGCGCUCGCCUUAUUCAAGUCAGUCUAACGAAAACUGCGUACUGCAAAAUUGCUGCAGCCGUUAAUUACUAUUAAACACCUUUAAAUUUUAUGUUAUUUAUUUAUCUGUUAUGUUAUUGCACCAA